AUGACCAUUUAUUAUCUGGGUUAUUUUAUAAUUAAUUAUGGAUCAUAUCGAGGUACUUCUGGACUUGGCUAUGAUUUUAAUUCUUACAAUGGUAUAGUAGGAACUGCUACCAUUAAUAAUACGAAUAUAUCUAUUCCUCUCGUUAUUCCUGUUGUCACUGCCUAUAAUGAUAGUUGGUCGAAACAUACUGGCUAUUUAAUUAUUCGUGAGGGAUAUAAAAGCCCAAAAUCAAUAUGUCGGGCAUCAAUACCAAAUUGUUAUGUAAAUAACGUAAUAAACUUUCCCUUUACUAAAAUUGAUAUAAACAAAUCAUCAACAUAUGAUUCCAUUGAGAUCGACGACACCAUAGGUCGCCUAAAUGCUACCCUUAAUAUUCGUACUGGACUUCAAAUAUACAUGUGUGACUAUGCUAAUAACAAUACUGUUUCUUAUGAUUGGGCUCGGCAACUCAGUGUGAUAGCAGCUAUUUCUAUUUCUGUGUUGGAAUACUUGUGUUAUGUUGCCAAUUAA
This is a messenger RNA of Racocetra fulgida, 510 nucleotides long. The record is from the annotation of a GenBank genome assembly. Lineage: Eukaryota; Fungi; Glomeromycota; Glomeromycetes; Diversisporales; Gigasporaceae.